AUGAUGAACAGCGGUGGAAUCGGGGUGCCGCUGGGUUUCCCCUUAGGCCCCACAUCUGUCAUCCAGGUCACGAACCUGUCUUCGGCGGUAACCAGCGAGCAGAUGCGGACUCUCUUCGGCUUCCUGGGAGAUAUUGAGGAGCUGCGUCUCUAUCCCCCAGAGCCACCUCAUCAGAAGGAGGAGGUGAUGGAGACGCUAACAAGGAGAGGUGUGCUGCUGGACCUUGUAUUAACUAAUGAGGAAGGACUAGUUGGAGUAGUUAGACUAGUUAGACUGGUGGAGUCACUCCCUGCCAUGCCUGAGAGAAAGAUACCAGGGCGACACACCCCAAAUAGUGAUGGACCCUCUGCCCUGUUGCUGUUGGGCAAUGGGAGGGGACCUACGAGAUGGAGAGGAAUGGAAACAGGUCCCUGUUUGGCAUUGCAGACUACAACAGCAGAUCAACUGCUUGAAUUCUUUAAACAAGUUGGAGAAGUCAAAUUUGUGCGAAUGGCAGGUGAUGAGACACAACCAACACGGUUUGCUUUUGUGGAAUUUGCAGACCAAAAUUCUGUACCACGAGCUCUUGCCUUUAAUGGAGUUAUGUUUGGAGACAGGCCACUGAAAAUAAAUCACUCCAACAAUGCAAUAGUGAAGCCUCCUGAAAUGACGCCACAAGCUGCUGCCAAAGAACUGGAAGAAGUGAUGAAGAGAGUAAGGGAAGCCCAGUCUUUCAUAUCUGCUGCUAUUGAGCCAGAGUCUGGAAAGAGCAGUGAAAGAAAAGGCGGUCGAUCUCGUUCCAAUUCUCGUUCAGAAUCCAGGUCUAGCUCAAAAUCCCGAUCUAGAAGGAAAAGAUCACAUUCAAAACACAGAAGUAGAUCUGGUAACAGAUCAAUCUCAAGACACAAGGACAGAUGCAAAUCCAGAAGUCCCCUGAAAAAAUGGUCUAGAUCUAGGGAAAGGCAGAAAUCAAGUAGUCGCUCUCGUUCUCGGGAAAAUAAGAGAGACAAAGAAAAGGUCAAGGAAAAAGAAAAGACCAAAGAAAAGGAGAAAGAGAGAGAUGGAGAGCGAAACAAAGAUCAAGAGAGUGUUGGAGACAAGUAUAAGGAUAAAGAUAGGGACAGGGACAAGGAAAGGGAAAAGGAGAAAGAUAAGGAGAAGGAAAAAGACAGGGAAGAAGUACACCAGAACAAGGAAAAAGAAGAUAUUGAUGAAGGGGGGGUAAAAGACAGAGAGAAGGUGAAGGACAAGGAGAGAGAUAAGGACAAAGAGAAAGAUAGAGACAAAAAAAAGGAAAAAGAUGGGGAUAAGUUGAAGGAGCAACAAAGAGGAAGAGAUGAUAAAAGAAAGAAAGAGAAGCGAUCCAGAACACCCCCAAGAAGCUAUAGCUCUUCAAGAAGAUCUCGCAGCUCUAGCAGGUUUGUUUAGACUUUUCUCAUGCUUUUUUGGACUUGUCAGUACAGUGAGGCAAUGUGAAAUGCACACAUUCUAAUGUUUGUGUAUCAAUAUCAUCUCACUAAUUCAGUUUGUAUUCUUGCUCUUUGUAGAUUUUAGUAUAAAGUAAAAUCUAUUACAAAGAGCUCUGUAUGUUACCUGACAGAACAUAGUUUACUGUUGGUCUGCUGGUGCUUGCCUUACACUUAACUGUGUAGUAUAGUCCUUAAAUAUGGUAAGUAGAUGGUUCUUGUGCUGUUUCUCUGUGUUGGAGCCAUCCAGAAGUUUUGAUAGAAGGUCAUCUCGUGUUAUCUUUGUCCUGAUUAAAGUUAAUCAUCAUUACAUUGUUCCUUGCUUGCUUACAUACUGUGCAGUGUUGG
This is a messenger RNA of Oxyura jamaicensis (ruddy duck), 1793 nucleotides long. RefSeq names its product splicing regulatory glutamine/lysine-rich protein 1-like. Bases 1 to 1407 code for a protein of 468 amino acids. Gene Ontology annotation, molecular function: RNA binding. The transcript has 8 exons. The record is from RefSeq and is a predicted model, not a curated record. Gene Ontology annotation, cellular component: nucleoplasm. Lineage: Eukaryota; Metazoa; Chordata; Aves; Anseriformes; Anatidae.